This is a messenger RNA of Annulohypoxylon maeteangense, 279 nucleotides long. RefSeq lists its product as uncharacterized. NCBI's taxonomy places the organism in Eukaryota, Fungi, Ascomycota, Sordariomycetes, Xylariales, Hypoxylaceae. The coding region runs from base 1 to 279 and encodes 92 amino acids. The transcript is spliced from 3 exons. The record is from RefSeq and is a predicted model, not a curated record.
AUGCACCCCUUCUCCAUACUCACCCUCGCGAUAUUCGUAGCUGGCUACAUCACAGCUCGAUGGGAUCUAGUCACCCGGCUCUACGAAUUGACCGUCUUCGCUUGGGAUAAGGGCGUCAUUCUUCGCGCCGGCCAGGGAUUCGCCUUCUUAAGUCUCGCUUUCGCCAUAAUAUUCAUACCUGUACAACAUAUCGCUGGAGUCGAGGCUGACUCGCAUCCGCGAUCGCCUAGUCUUGGAAUAUCAGCUCGAGAACAACUCCGGCGCAGAGGCUCCUUCUAG